This is a messenger RNA of Drosophila ananassae, 3475 nucleotides long. RefSeq lists its product as uncharacterized. The record is from RefSeq and is a predicted model, not a curated record. The coding region runs from base 391 to 3309 and encodes 972 amino acids. Lineage: Eukaryota; Metazoa; Arthropoda; Insecta; Diptera; Drosophilidae. The transcript is spliced from 2 exons.
GUCAGUAUUGAGUAGGUUUCAAUGGAGAAACAGGUUAGAGACUUGAAAAAAAUUAAGUCGAUCGAAACAUUCAUGCCAAACCUCUCAAAUAACGGCGACUCAUACUUUUUCUUAUUUUUUGGAAGUAAGCUCAGAACAAAAUUCUAUCCGGUACUCUCUCCCCCUCCGACUAAAAUCUCCGACUAAAAACAAAAACAGAGAGCCGUUUUUUGUGCAACCAGAGCAACGAAAACCAAAUGCAUAAAUGAGGCACCCAGUAAGCAAUCAAUCCAAUUAGGCGAAUCCAAGCAGAAGAUAUUGACUCUGGAGUUGGAGAAGAUCAGAGGACAUACACAUAUUCAUAUAUUAAAAAGCCCAAAAACACUGAGCAGCAGAUAAUCGAGUAGGGAAAUGAACUACCAAGAUGCGUAUUGUUGCGCUUUUGAUUCGGAAAAUUCCGGUCGGAGUAGUAACUUUGAGUUCCGGUUUUCAGGUCCGGAGUCUAUUCCAGAUGCGGUCAAGCGCUACAAUGCCUUGCGUGGAGCCGAAUUGGCCCAGUUAAGACGUCAGCGGGACUCGGGUAAACAUGGUGUACCCACCAUGCCACGUUUUUGUAAGGUGCGCCGUCCGGGUCAAGAUGUCACCUGUAUGGUGACCUCCCGGGAUCUGGAUGUCGUCACCCAGUUAUCCCUCGACUCUGAGCCCAUUUCCAAUGAGUCCGGUGAAUCCAACGAUGACGAAGAAGGCAACACUGACGAAGCUGGGAAUACACGUAAGAAACACGAUGGGGUUCAAUCAUCAGGCAACCACUCUGCCAACGAUCCAAAAUCCAUGCGCCUGUGCGGCGGAGCUGAUGCUCCGGCCUUUUCAAAAUCCAAGUCAAAGGGAAAGAAAAAGAAUCCUCAGGCGGUGACCAAGCAGAAGAAACGUCGCCUCCACGAUGCCAGGGAGAAGUGUCAUACGUACGAGAGACUCGAAGAGCUACACCGCGAGGUCUGUGCCGAGUUGGAGUCCAUGGAAGACCCUAUACCCCAGAGUCCAGUACCCAACAAGGCCGCAGCCAAAAAAGCAAUCAAGACCCGCCGCAAUAAGGUCAAGAAAUCCAAGGUGGAACAGUACCAUUUUCGGUCCGGGGACGAAGGUGACGGCGACAGUUCCAUGGUUGAUCCAAACUUGAUUUCGUUCGAGGACUACCACCAACCGGAGGCCAAAUGGGUGGACAUAAUGCCUUCGGCUAUGAUGUCGCAGGCCAUCAAGGUGAACGUUUGCAAAGCCCAGAACGCCACGCCCCUCACCGCCUACCAGUUUAUGGAGCAGCAUGGAAGCCUGGAACCAGAGCCACUCGGUCCCUUCUUUCUGGAGGACAGUGAUCUGGAGCAUGAGUACGCGGACCGCCAGGGCUACCUCCGCUACAGGGAGCCGCGUCCAAGAUAUCCCUCGAGCGAGUCGGACGCCACUGAUACGGGCGUGGAUCUGAUCGAGAAAAGGAACGCGCCCUGUUUCGUGGAGUUGGAAAAGCGCCCCCACCGGCUCAGUCUGCUCCGAAGUCUUUCGCCCAUGAGAUACACCUCACAGCGUUCGGAGGAGACGUUGAGGGCUCAGUCACCCGAUGACGAAGCUCGUGAGGGCAGAACCCCCAAGGCUCUGAGAACGGAUAUGUCCUUGUUGGAGCUUCAGAGUAGUCCCAGGGCGUGCACCAACAAGAAAUCGAAGGGCAAUGCAACCCAAAGAGCAGCCAAGGGACGGUCUCCCAAAGGAGCAGGCAACAAGACCCAAGUGACGAAGGGUAACGCCACAGCCAAGACCACCCCCAAGCCGCAGACAUCAAAGAACCGACGUCAAGUGAAGACGGGAGGAUCGGGGCUAGCGGCAGGAUCUGCAGCAGGUGGGGGUUCCGCCGAAAUCGCUACAUCACCAUCCCAAGUCCGUCAGCCUGGUGGUUCCAACUUGAACGCAUCCGUUACGCCCUCGUUGACCCACACACCCCUCGCCGCCUCACCAGAACGCCAGGGCAAGCGUCGCAAGCCCCGAACCGUGGUCUACAGCAAAUCUCUGGAGGACUUGAAGUUCGAGAAACUGGCAAUCUACAACAAGAUCACCAUGACCCAGGAGAGGAUCAUCAACUCCCUAGACAAACUCCAAAACAGUCUCCUACAACUACAAGUGCCCCACUGCAAUGCCCAAGAGCGCCAGAAGCGGCAGAGGAAUGCCUUUGAGUUUUGUGUGCGCUUCUCGAGAAACUUCCUGUAUCCCCUGAAGGGAAUGAUCGAUGAUGUCCGGUACACCACCGUGGCAAGUUUCAAUAGCGCCACUUCCAACGAGGCCUGCCAGCGAGUGGUCUGUGUAUAUGGACUGAUGCAGCAAUCGAUUCAGACCUACCAACGUCAAUUGCGCUACUUCCUGCUGGAGAAGGUGCCCCAGAAGCUUAGUGCCCUCAUUGAAAUGAUCUAUACCAUGACCAACUGCUGUCUGGACAAGGGAAUGCUGGACCGUCACGAUCCAGUGGUGGAGUGCCUGCUGGAGCGCUGCACUCGGUUCAUGAGCUUCAUUGAGGACAUGCAGGAGGAGCGCUUCAAGCUGGCCAGGGAGACUAUGAGACGCCUUCAGAGACACGGCCACGUCCGGGGACAUGCUCAUGCUCUCGGCCAUCCCCGCCACCACAGUCAUAGCCACAGUCGGAGCCAUACGAAGAAGAAGUCGAAGUCUAAGGCGGUGCCACCCAAGAGGGUACCCACCCAACCCAGGCAGGAGAAGCUGCGUUCCCACGAGCGUUACGAUCUCAAGAUGUGCCUCAACGACCUGAAGCUCUACGAACCGCGUUUGGUGCCAAAGGAACAUCAGACCGGAAAGAAGAAUCAUAUCCACACCCAGAGUCGGGUUCGGCGUAGCAUACGGAGCACCCCGAAUGCCAAUUCUAAUCCUGUAGGACUGGGCACGACAGUCGUCGAGCUACCGUCUGAUCUAGAGCUCCAAAGCAACCGAGAGGAGGUCCAGACCCAAAUGCAAAUGGGCAUGGCCGGCGACAGGGCUGCCGUCAGCAGCUCCCUCAGCAACAUAGUGCUGACCACGCAGGGAGAUGCUGUGGCGAACCAGUCACUAGCCUGGCCAGAACCACGAGUGAAGGAAUUCCGGGAGGAGCAACUGCAUCAGGCAUUAUUGGAUGCCUUCCGUUUGGUUUCCCGAUCGCAGGUCCAACAAGUCUUGGAUCCCCUAAUGCGAUCACUUGGCGUCGUCCUCAGCGAAAAACUCGGCGAGGGUUCUAACUCAGGAACGGGAUUAGGGCGGUCUGAUUCGAGAAACAAUUACAAUCCCCAUGAAAGUAACCAGUAGAAGAUAUCAAUACAACCCCACUCAUAUCCCUCAUAUCCAGGACUGUAGAUUCCCCCAAAUUGUUCAAUCAGUAUUUCUUCUGUGCUUCGUAUUUUCGUUGGUGAAAUGCGAAACUAAAUUGUAGAGUAUCGAGUACGCGCACAAAAUAAACGCUCAUUUUAUUGGA